AAUGACCACAUCUUGGGCUAAUAGCAUAUUUGUUGUCUUGUGCUGAAAUUAAUUCAUUUUGUUAGAAAAAUAGGGAGUGGUAGGGAUCAAAAUCUAGAUCACUUGGUCAUAGAGGCUCUGAUAUCAUGUCUCAACUACCCCAAAUGAUCAAGCUGUUAUAUAAAGAGACGCGGGUGGCUUUACAUUAUAUUUCUAACAGGUAUAUUCUUACAGGAACUGCCACUGAAUGCAGAGAGCUGAUCCAACAACCAAUACAAGAACAGCCAGCUGAAAAUGCCUAUUCUGUUCAUAAUAUGCUUGAACUUAACUCUGAACUGAAGCAAUUAGUGAAACAGGGACAACUUUGUAAAGCUAGGUAUAUGUUUGAUAAAAUGACUCACAGAGAUGAGAUUUCGUGGACUACAUUAAUAGCUGGUUAUGUCAAUGCCUCAGACUCGUAUGAAGCAUUGAUCUUGUUCUCAAAUAUGUGGGUCCACCCAGGACCUCAAAGGGAUCAAUUCAUGAUUAGUGUUGCACUCAAGGCUUGUGCGCUUGGUGUCAACAUAUGUUUUGGAGAAUUAUUACAUGGAUUUUCAGUGAAAUCUGGUUUAAUACACUCAGUGUUUGUCAGCAGUGCCCUAAUAGACAUGUACAUGAAAGUUGGCAAAAUAGAACAAGGUUGCAGAGUCUUUGAGAAAAUGAUGACAAGAAAUGUAGUAUCAUGGACUGCUAUUAUUGCGGGGCUUGUACAUGCUGGCUACAAUAUGGAAGGAUUAUUGUACUUUUCUGAAAUGUGGAGAUCAAAAGUGGGCUAUGAUUCACAUACAUUUGCCAUUGCUUUAAAAGCAUCUGCUGAUUCAAGUUUGUUACAUCAUGGGAAAGCUAUACACACACAAACAAUAAAACAAGGAUUUGAUGAGAGCUCCUUUGUGAUUAAUACUCUGGCUACAAUGUAUAAUAAAUGUGGGAAACCUGACUAUGUCAUGCGAUUAUUUGAAAAAAUGAGGAUGCCAGAUGUGGUUUCAUGGACAACCCUUAUUUCGACUUAUGUACAGAUGGGUGAAGAAGAACAUGCAGUAGAAGCAUUUAAAAGAAUGAGAAAAUCAUAUGUUAGUCCCAAUAAAUACACUUUUGCAGCCGUAAUUUCUUCCUGUGCAAAUCUUGCUGCUGCUAAAUGGGGCGAACAGAUACAUGGUCAUGUAUUGCGUCUAGGUUUGGUAAAUGCUUUGUCAGUGGCAAAUUCCAUCAUUACUCUUUAUUCAAAAUGUGGGCUGCUAAAGUCAGCUUCACUAGUGUUUCAUGGUAUAACUAGAAAAGAUAUUAUCUCUUGGAGCACUAUAAUUUCUGUUUAUUCUCAAGGAGGUUAUGCAAAAGAAGCUUUUGACUAUCUAUCAUGGAUGAGAAGGGAAGGGCCAAAACCAAAUGAAUUUGCUCUUUCUAGCGUGCUGAGUGUUUGUGGAAGCAUGGCACUGCUUGAGCAAGGAAAACAGGUGCAUGCUCAUUUACUGUGCAUUGGCAUAGAUCAUGAAGCAAUGGUUCAUAGUGCUAUUAUUAGCAUGUAUUCAAAAUGUGGAAGUGUACAAGAAGCUUCAAAAAUCUUUAAUGGGAUGAAAAUCAAUGACAUUAUAUCAUGGACAGCCAUGAUUAAUGGGUAUGCUGAACAUGGUUAUAGCCAAGAGGCCAUUAAUUUGUUUGAGAAGAUUUCCAGUGUUGGUUUAAAGCCAGACUAUGUAAUGUUCAUCGGGGUUCUGACAGCAUGUAACCAUGCUGGAAUGGUUGAUCUUGGUUUCUACUAUUUUAUGUUAAUGACUAAUGUUUACCGGAUCAGUCCUUCAAAAGAACACUAUGGUUGCCUCAUUGAUCUUCUAUGCAGGGCAGGGCGAUUGAGUGAAGCUGAGCACAUAAUACGAAGUAUGCCAUUCCAUACUGAUGAUGUUGUGUGGUCUACCUUACUCAGAGCAUGUAGAGUGCAUGGGGAUGUUGACCGUGGAAGAUGGACAGCAGAACAGUUACUUCAAUUGGAUCCAAAUUCUGCUGGAACUCAUAUUACUCUGGCUAACAUAUAUGCUGCCAAGGGGAGAUGGAAGGAAGCUGCACAUAUAAGAAAGUUAAUGAAGUCAAAGGGAGUGAUAAAGGAGCGAGGAUGGUCUUGGGUUAAUGUCAAUGAUCAAUUAAAUGCAUUUGUUGCUGGGGAUCAGGCUCAUCCACAAAGUGAACAUAUCACAACCGUUUUGAAAUUAUUAAGUGCAAAUAUAGGAGAUGCUCAGCAGGAAAUAAGAUCUCUUCAUGAAGAUGUUGAGGAUUUAGCAUAUAGCUGCAUUCUGUCUCAUGGGAAUGCUAGAAAAUAGUUGUUUUUUUCUGAGUUUCCAUAUUUCAUAAAUUUCAAAUGAUUAUUGGAAAUUGGUUUUCCUGGUCUAAUUAUUUUAAAACAUCUAGCUUGAUGUAUUCAAAAACUGAGUUAGACGGCAUUCAGAAAAUUGCAAGUUCUUUUUGACAAAGCAUAAU
Molecule: messenger RNA, 2484 nt
Organism: Glycine soja
Lineage: Eukaryota; Viridiplantae; Streptophyta; Magnoliopsida; Fabales; Fabaceae
Product: putative pentatricopeptide repeat-containing protein At3g47840
Exons: 1
Coding region: 126-2327 (733 amino acids)
Biological process (GO): RNA modification
Molecular function (GO): RNA binding; protein binding
Source: RefSeq, a predicted model, not a curated record